GUUACAAUUAUGCGUUUGCAUGUUAGUCUGCAAAAUUUAUCUUUAAUAUAUUAAAAGAGAUUUAUAGGAAUCUUGUUUUAAUUUAAUCGAAAUAAUUCUUCACAUUUUUCCUCCUUUUUAUACAUCUCUUCCAUUUUUCCUCACCUUCACAACUCUCUCAUAAUCUCUCUCCCUCACUCUAACACCAAAAGAAGAAGAAGCAUUUUCCAAAGAGAAAGAGAGAGAAAUGGGUUCCAAGAUUGUCCAAGUUUUCUUGAUGUUGGCUCUAUUCGCCACUUCAGCACUCGCUCAAGCCCCUGCUCCUACUCCCACCGCCACUCCUCCUCCCGCAACUCCCCCUCCAGUCGCAACUCCUCCUCCAGUGGCUACCCCACCACCUGCUGCAACCCCUGCCCCAGCCACGCCACCACCUGCUGCAACCCCAGCUCCUGCCACUACUCCACCGUCAGUUGCUCCUUCUCCUGCUGAUGUUCCCACCGCCUCUCCACCAGCACCGGAAGGUCCCACCGUGAGCCCAAGCAGUGCUCCCGGACCUUCAGAUGCAUCCCCUGCCCCAAGCGCCGCAUUCUCCAACAAGGCUUUCUUCGCCGGAACCGCCUUCGCCGCUAUUAUGUACGCCGCCGUUUUGGCUUGAGAACUUUUUUUAUAUAAUUUUUUUUUUAUCCCUCAAAUUAUUUCAAAUCUUUGGUGUUAAUGUGAGAAUUUGAUUUAUUUUCGUAUUUCGCUAUUUGAUCGUUAAUUUUUUUUAUCAUGAUUUCGUGUGUCGGAAUGGGGAAAGUAAUUAUUAUCUUGGUUGAAGCUAAUGGAAUGUUGACACGUGUAAUUUACCAUUGGAAGGGCUUCAUAUGGUUGUGUAGAGGAGGUGGAAUUAAUCUGUUUAUGUAAAUCCAAUGAUAAUAAAUCAAUUUCAUUACUCUUUCACUUAAACAUAAUCCCACAUGGUUUUGCUUUAACAACACACACUACAACAAGGC
Arabidopsis thaliana (thale cress) is the source of this 974-nucleotide messenger RNA. RefSeq names its product arabinogalactan protein 4 (gene AGP4). The record is from RefSeq and is marked reviewed. The transcript has a single exon. Lineage: Eukaryota; Viridiplantae; Streptophyta; Magnoliopsida; Brassicales; Brassicaceae. Gene Ontology annotation, cellular component: plasma membrane. The coding region runs from base 227 to 634 and encodes 135 amino acids.